CCCAGCUUCAGCUUCAGCGACGCGCUGACCUGGCCCCAAGAAUGGAGUCGGUCGAUGCUGCCGCUGAGUCUCCCGACGGACUGGGAAAACUUGAACCACAUGAAUUUCGCACUGCUAAUCAGACGCACGGCAACGGUAUCGACGACGAACAAGAUGCGACCAACCGAGAUGCUAGUGGAGAUGAGACAACUGAAGGCGGAGACGAGGAUGAGGAAGAGGACGACGACGAUGAAGAGGAUGAAGAGCCUCGGUUGAAAUAUGCCUAUCUCACCAAACAUAUUCCAUCUCUAUAUCGUGGUGGAGACGCAACCAGUACAUUCCUAGCCGGAGGAGAUAAGAUGAUAGUCGGAACACAUAACGGAAAUAUUCAUAUCCUAUCAUUACCGACAUUCAAAACUCUCCGAGUUUACACAGCGCAUUCUGCAACCGUCACAUCUGCCUCGACGUCUCCAUUCCCACCACCUCUUCCAGGUCUACGAUCAACCAGUGCCAAUAGGUCGUCUGAAGAUGAGGCCCUUCUUGCCGCCAAGUCUCCUAAUGCGUCCGCGCGAGGAAAGGGCAAAACGAGAGACUCUCAUCAACUGGUGCUACCACCAACACCUUCCAAUUCCAUUUAUAUAGCCACCUCAUCAAUUGAUGGAAAUGUUUGUGUCUAUUCACUGCUCGAUCCUAAAGAUGUCCUUCUUCGGAAUUUUGGUCGGCCGGUUCAAGCUGUGGCGCUCUCUCCAGAGUAUAAGAAUGAUCGAACUUAUCUAUCAGGCGGUCGAGCUGGGCAAUUAAUUCUAACUGUUGGAGGACGGCCAGGAACGACUGAAAAUUCUACGACAUUGAGUGGCGCGGCGGCGACUGCAUCUGGAUGGUUAGGGUCUCUUGGCCUAGGUGCUAACUCUGGCAAAGAUACUGUGCUUCACAGCGGGGAGGGGGCUAUAAAUACAAUCAAGUGGUCAUUAUCGGGGAAAUAUGUUGUGUGGGUCAAUGAAGAAGGCAUCAAGAUCAUGCGUUCACAUCUUCACCUUGACCCCACUGACACAGAAUAUGCAUGGACACGAAUACGGCACAUCGACAGACCAAAUCGUCCUCAAUGGGAAGAGAUGGCAGGCGUUUGGAGAGCGCAUGCGGAAUGGGUGGACGAAAAAUCUUUUGACAUUUUAGAGGAUAACGAACCUCUGCUGGAUUCCAGUCAACUUGAUCGCCCUCAUGUGGCUAGUAUUUCACAGGAGACCGAGAAACUUGUGAUUGGCUGGGGCGGGACAAUAUGGGUUAUCAAUGUCUAUCCUGACCGUGUUCCACCUGCUGCGAGCCGAGUUGGUGAUCGAAAACUUGGGGACGCCGAGGUAGUCACAAUUUUACGAACGGAUUGUAUUAUUUCCGGUGUCGCUAUGUAUAGCCGAAACCUACUUCUUGUUUUGGCAUACCUAGAAGGCGAAAAGGAUGAUUCAGAGAAGCAUUCGCAAAGUAGCCGGAAGCAAAGAGCCGCAGAACCCGAACUUCGUCUCAUCGAUGUUGAAACGCAAGAAGAAGUUAGCGCGGACACACUCUCUGUCCAGCGAUAUCAGACCCUUUCUUCGUCUGAUUAUCAUAUGAGUGUUGUUUCGCCUCCCCGAAUUUCACCAGCUGUUGUGCAACGAGGUACCCUCGGCGUAUUGGGUACGGGACUAUUGGACGCCACGCUAUAUCCAGCAAGACUUUUCGCAUCAAAUGCCAGUAUUCGGAGUGGGGGAAGUAAUGGUGAAAAGGGCUCUGAAAGAGCUGCUAGUUCAUUCAUCUCUAACCUAACUUCAGGGGGGUCUACCAUACCAAAGGAACUGCAAACUGUAUCCGCCACAAAAGGUAUCAAAAUAUUUGUCCAUAGUCCAUUCGACUGUAUAGCUGCUGCGCCCACAGAUCUGUCAGACCAUCUUUUGUGGCUCGAAUCACAUAAUAAAUACGAAGAAGCUUGGAACCUCGUUGAUCAGCAUCCCGAAGCUUCAAAUCCUUCAUCAGAAGGACAAAAUGAAGUGUACGCCAGGUCUCAGACUAGCUUGGUAGAGUUCUUUGCCGAUGACAGCUCUUCUGUGACAACUGUGGCCCAGUCCAAAAACACAAUUUCCGAAAAAGAAAAGCGUCGUAUAGGCGAAUUGUGGCUAGAACAACUUGUUCAUGAAAAGCAGUGGGAGAGGGCAGGCGAAGUCUGUGCCAAGGUCCUGAACACAACACCUAGAUGGGAGCAUUGGAUUUGGAGGUUCAUAGAGGCGAGCAAGUUUGACGAGAUUACACAGUAUAUUCCUGUCGACAUACUCCCCCCACUUCCGUCCAAGGUAUUUGUCGUCAUUCUCGAAUAUUAUGUUUCUCACGACAAGUCACGGUUUAAAAAACUGCUUGAUCAGUGGCCGCCCGAUCUAUUCGAAAUCUCGAGUAUUAUUUCAGCAAUCGAAGAGCAACUGAACGAGGGAUACAUCGAGGCGGACUCGGAUGACUGGCGAAUCUUGGUGGAAAAGCUUGCUAAACUGUUAUUAGCCGAUGGGCGCUAUCGUGAGGCUUUGCGAUGCUAUAUACGGCUACAAGAUGCUGAGGCCGCACUUUCUUUGAUUCGAGAAUUUCGUCUAGCGCACGCCAUUUCAGACGAUAUUUUGAAAUUUAUCCUCAUCCGUGUUUCAAAACAGCAAGCGGAAAGAGCACCCAUUUCUGAGUUGGAAGAAGCCAGUGCCGAAUCCAUAAAAAUCCUUGUUCGAGAAGCAUAUAAUGGUAUCGUCCACCCAGAGACUGUCGUAUCGCAGUUGCAGACUGCAUCAGGCCGUCUGUAUCUUUAUUUUUACCUCCGCUCACUCUGGAAUGGAGAAGACCACCCAUCCAGAGCAGAAAAGCCUCGCCUCCGGGCCCGUGGACGCUAUUCUCGGGACGCGACCGAAAAACUUGCUGCAGAUGAAGGAAGGACGUUGGUAGAGCCAUUUGCCGAUGUUGCAUUAAAUCUAUUUGCCGACUACGACCGGCAGUUGCUGAUGGACUUUCUGCAAACAAGCACAUCCUACUCUUUUGAUGAGGCUUGUAAGAUCUGUGAAAUGCGACAUUAUACAUCAGAACUCAUAUACCUUCUCUCUAAGACGGGUCAGACAAAGAGGGCCCUCAAUCUGAUUUUAUCCGAUUUGAAUGAUGUCUCUCAGGCAAUAAACUUUGCUAAAGAUCAAGAUGACGCCGACUUAUGGGAGGACUUGCUAAACUACUCGAUGGACAAACCAGCCUUCAUACACGCAUUGUUGACCGAAGCGGGAACAUCAAUCGACCCGAUUAAACUCGUCAAGCGCAUCCCAAGCGGACUAGAAAUCGAGGGACUUAGAGACGGGCUUACCCGGUUACUUCGGGAUCAUGAUGUUCAAUCUAGCAUCAGUCAAGGAGCAGCCAAGGUUUUAGAAAGUGAGGUGGCAGUUGGCAUGGAUAAUCUUCGUCGGGGACAGCGGAGAGGCAUUAAAUUUGAUAUCUGCACGUCAGAAGACGUCUCUUCUUCAGUGUUGGAGAACGACAAACUAAAAGAUGUCGACGACGAAAAAAAUGCAGAUGAUGGGGGAGUUGAGCGCCCUCGUGACAUACUCAAUAAAUCUCGCCAUGUCGCCCCUGGGUUGUGCGGGGGCUGUUUGAAAGCUUUUCACAAAAAUGAAAAAGAGAUACUCGUUGGAUUUGCUUGUGGCCACAUUUUCCAUCUCUCUCACGUUAGGGAGCAGGCCCAUUCGCAUGGCGACGAAUACGCCUCCUCGGACGAGACUUCUCAGGAGUCAUCGACAAUACAGGAAGACUAUGAAACCGAGGAUCCUUCGUAUUAUGCGGCAUCUCGAACUGUCGGACCCAAAGUCAAUGCAGCGCGUCUGAUACGUGAUCGGAUCGGGGACGGGUGUCGAAUUUGUGCACUGGGCAGAGAAGUUGAGAAUGCAUCUGUCCCAGUAGGUGCAUGAAGUAUGAACAAUUAGUUUUGGUCUAGUUGGAUUGGAUUUCAUGUUGUGAUGUAGGAUUUUUGUAUGGUUCUGUAGUUUUGCAUUGAUACCCCCAAUUUACUAGGAAGUUCUGAGGUGACCCGUCUUGCGUGGUAUUCAUAAUGUUUCGGGUGGCCGUGAUAUACAUGUUUGUAAAAUUGGAAUUGACUCCUUCCCAUAUCCUUCAGGUCGCUUGCUAUAGGGUUGGAUAAUGUCUUUGCAAUGUGAAAGACGUAUAUCUUCUCAAAUGAUAGAAACGAG
Messenger RNA from Talaromyces proteolyticus, 4202 nucleotides. RefSeq names its product putative vacuolar assembly protein. The record is from RefSeq and is a predicted model, not a curated record. Gene Ontology annotation, biological process: vesicle-mediated transport; macroautophagy; endosomal vesicle fusion. The coding region runs from base 42 to 3923 and encodes 1293 amino acids. Gene Ontology annotation, molecular function: protein binding. The transcript is spliced from 5 exons. Gene Ontology annotation, cellular component: HOPS complex; late endosome. Lineage: Eukaryota; Fungi; Ascomycota; Eurotiomycetes; Eurotiales; Trichocomaceae.